Opisthocomus hoazin is the source of this 4218-nucleotide messenger RNA. The record is from RefSeq and is a predicted model, not a curated record. Lineage: Eukaryota; Metazoa; Chordata; Aves; Opisthocomiformes; Opisthocomidae.
AUGAAGCGCUGGACCACGUCUGCUGGAGCCCUGGGGGGAACCCAAGCUCUCAGUCGGAGGGAACUGUGGACCGCCAAGAGAGUCUUCUUCCUUACACCACAAAUAAUGAUGAAUGAUCUUUCUCGUGGGACGUGUCCUGCUGUGGAGGUUAAAUGUUUGGUGAUUGAUGAAGCCCACAAAGCCCUUGGAAAUCAUGCCUACUGUCAGGUUGUAAGGGAACUAAGCAAAUACACAGAUCAGUUUCGGAUCUUGGCCUUAACCGCCACACCAGGCAGUGAUACGAAGGCUGUGCAGCAAGUUAUUUCCAACUUACUCAUAGCUCAGAUAGAGCUUUGUGCUGAAGAUUCUCCGGAAAUUCAGCCUUAUUCUCAUGAGCGACAAGUGGAAAAAAUUGUUGUUCCACUUGGUGAAGAACUGGUAGAAAUUCAGAAUGCUUACAUCCGGGUGCUAGAAACAUUUGCUGGACGCCUGAUUAAAAUAGGAGUUUUAGCAAGGCGGGAUAUUCCCAGCCUUACGAAGUACCAGAUAAUUCUAGCAAGAGAUCAAUACAGAAAAAACCCUUCUUCACAAAAUCUGGGCAUACAUCAAGGCAUAAUUGAAGGAGAUUUUGCACUUUGUAUCAGUUUAUAUCAUGGUUAUGAGCUGCUGCUGCAAAUGGGAUUACGGUCGUUAUUUAUCUACCUUGGUGGAAUUAUGGAUGGAUCAAAAGGGUUAACCCGUACGAAGAAUGAACUUGGUCGUAAUGAGGACUUCAUGAAGCUCUAUCAGCAGCUUAGAGACCUGUUUUCAGACACACCUCUGGCUUCAGCAAAUGGAAAUGUUUACAAGAGUAAAACAGUGUUUGAAAAUAAAAAGGAAUUUAUCUACAGUCAUCCAAAAUUAAGGAAGUUGGAGGAAAUUGUAAUAGAACACUUCAAAUCCUGGAAGAAGGGGUGUUCUGGUAACACAUCUGUGGAUGCUGUGGACACCAGAGUGAUGAUCUUCUCAUCGUUUCGAGACAGCGUGCAAGAAAUUGCAGAAAUGCUUUCCCGGCUCAGUCCGGUUGUCAGAGUAAUGACAUUUGUUGGCCACUCCACAGGAAAGAACACGAAGGGCUUCACGCAGAAGGAACAACUUGAGGUGGUAAAACGCUUUCGUGAAGGUGGGUAUAACACUCUGGUGUCUACCUGUGUCGGGGAAGAAGGCUUGGACAUUGGAGAAGUUGACCUCAUCAUCUGCUUUGAUGCUCAGAAAAGCCCAGUUCGCCUUGUGCAAAGGAUGGGCCGAACGGGGCGCAGGCGGCAGGGCAGGAUCGUUGUCAUCCUCGCCGAAGGGCGGGAGGAACGGACUUACAAUCAAAGCCAGUCUAACAAAAGGAGCAUCCACAAAGCUAUUUCAGGAAACAAAAUGCUGCAUUUCUACCAGCGUAACCCACGUAUGAUUCCGGAAGGCAUAAAUCCAAAGUUGCAUAAAAUGUUUAUUACUGCUGAAAAAUAUGAACCGAGCAAUUCAAGAGCACUUUCCAAAGAGAGAAGAUCUAAUUCCUUCCAGCAUAAAUCUGCUCCCUUUUCCUGUGUCACCGGCCAAAAGCAAAUACAUUGUCAUGAGAAUUGGUCUCUGUCUCCUGAGGAAUUUGAAAUAUGGGACAGACUUUACAGGAUUAAGGAAAGCGAUGGAUUAAAGGAACUGAUAUUGCCUCAAACUCAGUUUGAAACCUUAGAAAACGUGGAAGAAAUAUCAAAGCAUGAAGAGGGGGCAACUCACAAACUUUCCUUGUCCGAAUGGAGAAUUUGGCAAAAUCGUCCUUUUCCUACGUCCAUGGUUGAUCACUCGGAUCGUUGCUACCAUUUUAUCAGCGUUAUGGAAAUGAUAGAACUGAUGAGACAUGAAGAGGGAGAUUGCAGCUAUGAACUGGAGAUUCAGCCCCACUUACAUAUCGAAGACACUGCUGCUGUUAAAGCCAAAGAGGAGCUUCUCUGGAAUGACAGCUUUGAUAGUCUGUUUGGCAAAGAAGAGUUCAGUGAAAUUCAAAAGAUAACUCCAACAGUAAAUCACAGUCUGACAAAUAACCUUUCAAAUAAGUAUUUUGUUCAAGAAGAUCUUGAAACAAACAAGAAAAAUGUGAUUACUGAUGAAGAGAAGAGUAUACAUUUAUUUGAAGAUGACCACAUUCGUGCUUCAGAGGUGUGCUGCAUGAACGCCACCACAACCUGCGAGGAGCAGCCAGUAAGCAGUAAAACCACAGCCAUGGAAAUGUCAGGUGAUCUUAGUGUGACGGAGCAGUUUCUGGGCAACGAAGAUCUUUAUGACUGUUCUCAAGAACUCUUUUCUGUUAACUUUGAUCUGGGAUUUUCCAUUGAAGAAUGUGAGAAUGAAAUCUUUGAAGAAGAUACAAAUACUAUCAGAACCAGCAGUGACAGUGAAGAAGAGAUCGUUUUCCAGAGAAAAAAUAGGAAAAAAAAGAAUGUUUUGGAGUCUCCUGAUGUUAUGAACGAUAGUGAUUUUGAAUCUCCAGUUCGUGCCGUCAGAAAACGUCGAUACCCGCUUCACAUGUCAGAGGUGUCCAGUGAUGACAGCAUGGAUUUUCACAAGAACUCAAGUAGGACCACACACAGCAGCCCAGCAGCCUCUGACAAAAAGCAGCCGAGAAGUACGAAGCGGCAGAAGGUCAGGAGCAAUUUUACAUGCAAGAAUGCAGCGAGACAGUUCUUAGAUGAAGAAGCUGAGCUGUCCCAGCAAGAUGCGGAUGGUGUUUCCACUGACGAGAGCGAUGGUGCAGAGGAUGAGCUGAACUCUUCACUUGCCCAGUUCCUGAACGAUGACGCGGAGGUCACGCAAGUGUUAAAUGACUGUGAGAUGAAAGGAGUUUACCUGAAAUCUGUGCGUAGUCCAGCUCUUGGCAAUAGGUACAAAAUGGUUCAUCGUGAAUUCAACAACAUGGCAAUCUUCUCACAGGUUCCUGAGCAAGACCAGACUUACGCAGAAGACAGUUUCUGUGUUGGAGAGGAAGAAGAGGAAACUUGCAAAAAAAGUGAAUCUAGUGAGGAGGAAGUUUGCGUUAAUUUUGACCUCCUCAAUAAUGAGAGUUUUACUAGUGGAAGAAAGCAAUACCUCACUCGCCGCAGAAAAAAGUUAAACCAGGCCAGGAUGGAAGAGAACUGCUCUGUCCCAGUGCAAAAGAAGAAACCAUCCCGAAUUAUCGUUCUCAGUGAUUCCAGCGGGGAAGAAACAAGUGUCAGCAGUGAGAAGCCCAUGAAAACAGACUGUUGCUGGGCAGAACAGGAACAUGCGAAGUUACCCAAGUCGUUGCCUUCAGCCUCUUCUGCACAGCACAAAAAAAUGGCUGGGGAAAUCGGGGGUCCUCAGUCUGCGGAGAGUAAGAGCGAGAUGCUUCUCGGCUUGGAAGCUUCAGUAUCUGAUCUGCUGGAUUUUCACCCGGAGCGUCGAGUCAGGAGCACGUGCGUUCCACCGGCUGUCACCGCUGCUGAUCCGGGGAGAGAGGGGCUCCAGGCUCCCGCUGAGCAAAAGCCUUCGCUCUGCGUCCUGGCAGACAGCCGUGAGAUCUCCUCCGGAGCAGCGGUGAUUUCUGCCCUGAAGGCAGUUCACGGAGUGAAGGUGCAGGUUUGCUCGCUGAGCAGCAGCGACUACGUCGUGAGCAACCGCAUGGCAGUGGAGAGGAAAUUGCUGUCGGAGCUGCUGAACUCUGUGAACAGGAGCAAAGUCGCCCAGCGGAUCCAGCGCCUGCAGAGCAUGUUUGAGAGAAUCUGUGUGAUUGUGGAAAAGGACAGGAUUAAACCAGGAGAAACGUCACGGUUCUUCCAGAGGACGCAGUACUACGACGGUGUGCUCUCAGCCUUGGUCCAGGCUGGGGUCCGAAUCCUUUUCAGCUCUUGCCAAGAGGAAACCGCCGGUUUGCUCAAAGACCUGGCUUUGGUGGAGCAAAGGAAAAACGCCGCCAUUCGCGUGCCGACGGAGGUGGAGGGUCACAGACGGGACAUGCUCAACUUCUACUUGAGUAUCCCGAACCUCAGCUACGUGGCGGCUCUCAACAUGUGCCACUACUUCGACUCUGUGAAGAGGAUGGCCAACAGCCCCCCGCCGGACAUCGCCGCGGGCGCCCAGGUCGGCCCGCAGAAGGCGGAGGAGAUCUACCGCUACCUCCGCUACGGCUUUGAGGCGCAGAUGCUGCCCGAGAACCUCGGGGCCAAGGGGAGCAGCAGCGCGGCUGCCAGGAGCUGA